UGGUCGGAUGAUUUUUGUACUCUUAUUUGUUACAUGGCACACAGUGGAUUGUCUCUGAUAUUAAGUAAUACUCAGUGUAUUGAUUGUCACAUCGAAACUAUUCGUUAUUCCCAGAUCAGUUUAUUUGAAUGGCGUUUUAAGUUCACAAACAGCAAAAGUUGGUCAGUUCAUAGAAGAAUAUAUGGAUUAAGUAUACCUCUUGAAAUUACCCUUAGGUAUGUUGAGGAUAAAAUUGAAAUUGAAAUUUCAUCAAUUAUUGAAGAUGAUUGGGAAUACGAAAUAGGUAAGAGAAUAUGCCUCUUCAAUGACAUUGGUACUAAAAUAGUUUCAGAAGAUGGAGUCAAUUCGUUUAGUAAAACAAAUAAAAUCUGGAUACAAUCCAGUACUAUAACUAAACAUCACCUGAAGAAGGCAAAAUGUUUUAGAAAUGAGGAAAUAAGAAUAAAGUGCGAUUUUUUUCAAACGUCGUCUACCUUGAUUAGUUUAUCUAAAAAUGAGAAGAAGAAAAAAGUGAGACUUGAGUCCACCAAUGCCGAUUGUUUUUUGUAUCUGCAACAUCUGCAACAAGACCUUCACAGUUUGCUUGAGGAUGAGCACUUUGCAGACGUGCAAUUACGCGCUGAAAAUAAGGUUUUCUUCGCACACAAAGCUAUCCUGGCAGCCCGAUCACCAGUGUUCUCAGCUAUGUUUCAGCAAGAGAUGGUAGAUAGCAAUUCUGGCGUUGUUGACAUUCUCGAUGUUAGGACUGAAAGCUUGAAGCUAUUUCUGGAGUUUAUAUACACCGGAGAUAUUGGAGAUAUAGACGAAGAAAUUGCCUUAAUUAUGCUAGUUAUGUCCGAUAAAUAUCAAGUAAGAUCACUGAAAGAGAAGAGUUUGAAAUUUCUGAUGUCAGUGAUAUCUGCAAAUAAUGCUUGCAAAUUUCUGACAACUGCUGACAAGGUACAUUGUGAUGAUUUGAAAUCAACUGUGAUGGAAUAUAUUCUCGAACAUUCCAAAGAUAUUUUAUCUUUGUUGGAGUGGCCAGAGUGGACGAAGAAUAACAUUUAUUUGGCAUCAGAAGUAAUUUCGAAAUUAUUGAAUAAAUUUUAAAAUAAGCCCUGAAGUAAA
Messenger RNA from Parasteatoda tepidariorum (common house spider), 1107 nucleotides. RefSeq lists its product as uncharacterized. Gene Ontology annotation, molecular function: protein binding. NCBI's taxonomy places the organism in Eukaryota, Metazoa, Arthropoda, Arachnida, Araneae, Theridiidae. The record is from RefSeq and is a predicted model, not a curated record.